Molecule: messenger RNA, 2897 nt
Organism: Conger conger (European conger)
Lineage: Eukaryota; Metazoa; Chordata; Actinopteri; Anguilliformes; Congridae
Gene: slc31a1
Product: solute carrier family 31 member 1
Exons: 6
Coding region: 246-809 (187 amino acids)
Biological process (GO): copper ion transmembrane transport
Cellular component (GO): membrane
Molecular function (GO): copper ion transmembrane transporter activity
Source: RefSeq, a predicted model, not a curated record
UGUGAUUGGUGCACAUCGCUGUCUCGAGCGCUGUGACUGCCAGAGUGGAUUGUGCACACCGGUUACUAGGAGACUUGACCAGUCAAGAGGAUUCCAAAGUAACUGGCUCCAUUUUCAACGAUUUAGCCUUUCAUCUGUAAAGACCGAACAACAUCAUCCAAGGAUUGUGGGGCAUCAUCAAGGUUUGAAUUCAUUGCUGGGAAGUGUCGUUGCAUGCAUUUUCCCUUUUACAGUUCCACAGAGAGAUGGACGGACACGACCACCACCUUCACCAUGGGCCCCAGGGGACUAUGGAUCCCGCCACAACCAUGUCCCACGGAGACCACGGGGACCACGGAGGCAGCGGCGACCAUAACAUGAUGAUGCAAAUGACCUUCUACUUUGGCGUGAAGAACGUGGAGCUGCUGUUCGCUAGUCUGGUCAUCAACACACCAGGAGAGAUGGUUGGUGCCUGCAUUGGGGUGUUCCUGUUGGCUGCUCUGUACGAGGGGCUGAAGAUCGGUCGGGAGUACCUGCUCCGGAGGAACCAGGUCAACGUGCGCUACAAUUCCAUGCCCAUCCCCGGCUCUGAUGGCACGGUGCUCAUGGAGACCCACAAGACCGUCGGCCAGCGGAUGCUGAGCAUGGCCCACCUGGUGCAGACGGUGCUGCACGUGAUCCAGGUGGUGAUCAGCUACUUCCUCAUGCUGGUGUUCAUGACCUACAACGGCUACCUGUGCAUCGCCGUGGCAGCCGGCGCCGGCUUCGGCUACUUCCUGUUCAGUUGGAAAAAGGCGGUGGUGGUGGACAUCACCGAGCACUGUCACUGACACCCCCUGUCCCUCUCACUGCACCGCACGCACACACACACACACACACACACGCAUGCUCGCACGCGCACGCUUAUACUCACACACACACACACACACACACACGCAUGCACACACACACACACACACACACGCGCGCACGCACACACACGCGCGCACGCACGCACACACUCUCUCACACAGACACACACACACUCGCACACACACACUCACACGCUCAUACUCACUCCCACGCACAUACACACACACACACACACACACACACCCACAUCUCUCGAUCCAGUUCCAGCUGGAAUACUCGGCUUUUGGCCGAAGCACAGCCCUGUACCUGGCUGAUCCCUGUUCCUCAUUCCGUUAUGAUGCUCCAGGCCUCAAGGAAGCUUUAAAACCUGAUACGACGCGUGAGACCUGUUCUCGCUGAUGGUGAUGUUUAAAGCUUUUUUGGGUCCCUUUGGACAUCCCAGGGCCGAGAUCUCUAAAUUACCCAUGAAUCAGCCGCCCCUUUUCCCCCCUUGACCCAGCUGGCAUUAUCACUACGUGCACCCUGAGUAUUAUCAGUUUAAGAAGCUGCCUUAUCGGGGUCACAAUACCGCUGCUCGGCACAGCAUCAUGGCAGCCCCCAGCGUCUGCAGGCCGUCACAGUUUCCCAAAAAUCCAGCCAGUGAAAGGAAACUGAAUCCAGCCAAUCAGCGCCUCGCUAAAUGUGGGCACCUCUAUGGGCAGCCCACUGGAGGGGGGGGGCAUCGCAAAGGGAGAGAGGCUGACAGACCGGGUGCCUUACUAAGCCCUUUACCUUAAGCAAACAGCCCACCUCACCCAGUCAUUGCCAUUGUAAACUCAAUGUUUUUUUUGUUUUUUGUUGUUUUUCUUUUUUUACACCAUCUUGCUGUCGAUGCCAUCAUGUUCUUGUGGAUAUGCCUUAAUUGUGACGCUGUCUGAUUGGUUUAGCCACGUGGUGAAAGAACUGGCCCCACCCACUUUGCUUUACUCUGUGGAUUUUGGGAAGAGGGCAUGAAACUGAAGGAGGUGAAGCCAGUCUUCACCAACGUGCUUAAAAUCACAACAAAAAACAUCAGUUUUUGUUUUUAUGUCAGAGGUUAUAAAUGUCUAUUAUGUAUUUAGGAUGUUGCCAGUAUCACAUUAAAAAUAAAGUAAUUUUAACUAUUUUAAAGUAGCACUAUUAUAUUGUAAACUGUACAUGAUACUCGCCUUCUGUUAGUCUUGACCAUGACUGGACAAUCUUUGAACAAUCUUUAUUUUAUGAGAUGAAACUGCUUAAAUAUUUCCAUUUAAAGUGUACUCUAAAUACCAGUGUUAAUCGGCCAUGGUGGCUGUCACCUGUUGUUCCCCAACAACCUCAACUAAAACGAGGAACUCUUCGACCCACUAUUACAGCUUCUUGCUGUUACGAUAUGAAGGCAAGUGCUUCUAGCUCUGCGUGGAGGUAGAAGGUCGCAGACGUCCAUAGAUCUCUUAUCGCAAGUUGGUAUUCACGUGAUCUCAACGAAGUGCCGAUGUCCCAAUGUUGAGUAGGGAAUUCUGGGAAGCCUGGAGGCCCACUGGUGCCCGUCUCUGAGCACCGGCAGCGCGUGAUGAUGGAGUCACACAAGUUUUUAGCCUUUUUUUUUUCUUCUUUUUACUUCAAAAUGUCUGUUCAUUUUCGUAUCUGGUGCCUGAGUGUGUGUAUGUUCGUGUGUGUGCGCGACGCUGGAAUGGAAGUCAAAUUCCUGCAGUGAUUACAAGGUCACUACUGGUUUUUAAUAGCCAUUGUUAAAAGAGCUGGCAGAUCUAUCUAAUCUAGGCUGUAAAAUGUUUAGCCGUUUUUACUUCAGCGCCGCAGAUCUCUCCUGCUAGGGAACAGAAGUCGCAGGUUUCAUCCGAAAGCGAAGUCCGUCUCUGCUACCUCGACAAAGUCCGGCGGUGAAGCACACAUUACAGGAAGACCGACCGCUGCUGCAGUCCAGUGUCCAUAUGGAGAUCACAGGCCAUGCACCUCUCAGCCCUUUUUGUAUAGUUUGACGCAUUUAUAAUGCUGUUAUUGUUUUUUUUAUUGUUAGAAAAUGAAUAAUAAAUGGUCCUAGAUUGAAA